AUGGCUACUGUUCUUAUUCAUCCAGAUAUACCAGAGUCACGACCAGCAAGACCGUUAACAAUACACGUUAUUGCUGAUAAGUUCAGAGAUAUUGUUACCAUAUCCGAUCCGAAUCAACGUUUUUAUAAGCCAAUUUUUACUAUUAUUAUUAGUAUAAUUAAUAUACUUUUACUCAUCGUUGCUUUUAUUUAUAAUGGUGGUAUUAAUUUAACAACAUUAACUUUAAUUCGAAUGGGUGGACAGUUUGUACCAUGUAUGAAACCAGCUGCUACAAAAAUUCGAUUAAUGGACGUUGUAUGUACUCGUGGAGAAGGCAAAGAGUGGCCAUUGUACGAUAAAUGUACUUAUGAUCAGUUUUUAAAAUAUCGAUGUUAUUCAUUUCUCUAUCCAUAUCAAUUGUAUCGAUUUCUAACCGCAAUGUUCUUACACGCCAACAUGCUUCAUUUGAUACUUAAUGUAUUAAACAUCAUGAUAGUUGGUUUUAGUUUAGAAACAAAGUAUGGUACAGUUAAAAUUAGUCUCGUUUAUAUUUUGUCCGGUUUAACUGGUGGACUAUUAAGUGCCGUAUUUCAACGUCAGAGUAUAUCAGUCGGUGCAUCGGGUGCAUGUUAUGGUCUCGUUUUCUUUUAUCUAAUGGAUCGUCUUCAAGCACUUUAUACUCUUGAUCGUCGUCAAAUUCUAAUACAAAUUGCUUCACUCGUCGUACCCUAUAUAAUCAUUAGUAUUUUUGUUGAUAUUGAUCAUUUUGGACAUAUUGGUGGCGCCUUGACAGGCUUUUUGAUUGGUCUUAUGAUAUGUGGAUGUCCAAUACCAGCCGUACAAGCUCGAAUAGACGAGCUUCGGUUAAAACAAUUAGCAUUAUUAUUACUCAUUAUAAUCAACUUAUUAUUUAUACUUAUAUUCUUUUUUACUAAAGCACCUCGUCUCAGUUCAGUCAAUGAAUUUCAAAAUGUCCAAAGUUCUAUCGACAACAUUUUAAACAGUUAUCCAAUUAAACCUGUGAGAAUUGAAGUUAACGGUACAAGACAAGAUUAA
Messenger RNA from Didymodactylos carnosus, 1035 nucleotides. The record is from the annotation of a GenBank genome assembly. Lineage: Eukaryota; Metazoa; Rotifera; Eurotatoria; Philodinida; Philodinidae.